CCUCCCUCAAGUACCGUUUCGGUUUAACCUAGUGUGUGACUGUGAGUCUGUGAGGGAACGAGUGAGUGUGUGAGGUAUUGAGGUGAGGCCGGAGGCAAGAAAAGGGGCUCCUUCAGAAGCGAGGGACAAAGGGGACGUGAGGCACCAAAGCCGCGGGACCCCAGCGACCGGAAGCCGCCCCGAGCCGGGCUACCGGGUAGGGGAAGGGCCGGCGCAGUCCUCACCGGGCCCCAGACCCGGAGUCGGCCCCACAGCCCCGGGCCGUCGGCUUCCUACUUCCUCGACCUUCCCGGCCUCCGGGCCUGAAGAUUGGCUCCGCGGGGGGAGGAGGGCAAACAGACUUGAGCAGCUGUCCGUUGUCUCGCAACUCUACUGCUGAGGAACUCUAAUUUCUUCCCUGGCUCCUUCACCCCCUACCUCAUGUAGGAGGGUGCUGAGAAGUCGGGAGGGAGGAGGAGCCUGCGCUACCGUCCCUUCCCUCCCCACCCCCCUCUAGGGGCGCUUUGGUAGGCGUGGGGUUGGGGUUGGGGGGGAGGGUGGGGGUUACUUUUUGGAGUGCUGGGGAACUUUUUCCCCUUUUUGAGGCCAGGGGAAAGGGAAUGCCCAAUCCAGAGAGACAUGGGGGCAAGAAGGACGGGAGUGGAGGAGCUUCUGGAACUUUGCAGCCGUCGUCGGGAGGUGGCAGCUCCAACAGCAGAGAGCGUCAUCGCUUGGUGUCGAAGCACAAGCGGCACAAGUCCAAGCACUCCAAAGACAUGGGGUUGGUGACCUCCGAAGCAGCACCUGUGGGUACAGUUAUCAAACCUUUGGUGGAGUAUGAUGACAUCAGCUCUGAUUCAGAUACCUUCUCUGACGACAUGGCCUUCAAACUAGACAGGAGGGAGAAUGAGGAACGUCGAGGAACUGAUCGGAGUGACCGCCUGCACAAACAUCGUCACCACCAGCACAGACGUUCCCGGGACUUACUAAAAACUAAACAGACAGAAAAAGAAAAAAACCAGGAAGUUUCCAGCAAGUCGGGAUCGAUGAAGGACCGGAUAUCAGGAAGUUCAAAGCGUUCAACUGAGGAGAACGAUGACUAUGGGAAGGCACAGAUCUCCAAAAGCAGUAGCAACAAGGAAUCCAGGUCAUCCAAACUCCACAAGGAGAAAGCCCGGAAAGAACGGGAGUUGAAAUCUGGGCACAAAGACCGGAGUAAAAGUCAUCGGAAAAGGGAAACACCCAAAAGUUACAAAACAGUGGACAGCCCAAAACGGAGAUCCAGGAGUCCCCACAGGAAAUGGUCUGACAGCCCCAAGCAAGAUGAUAGCCCCUCAGGAGCUUCUUAUGGCCAAGAUUAUGACCUUAGUCCCCCAAGAUCUCAUACCUCCAGCAAUUAUGACUCCUACAAGAAAAGUCCUGGAAGUACCUCAAGAAGGCAGUCAAUUAGCCCACCUUACAAGGAGCCUUCCGCCUACCAGUCCAGCACCCGGUCACCCAGUCCCUACAGUAGACGACAGAGGUCUGUGAGUCCCUAUAGCCGGAGACGGUCAUCCAGCUAUGAAAGGAGUGGCUCUUACAGUGGGAGAUCACCUAGUCCCUAUGGUCGAAGGCGGUCCAGCAGCCCUUUCACAAGCAAACGGUCUCUGAGCCGGAGUCCACUCCCCAGGAAAUCCAUGAAGUCAAGAAGUAGAAGUCCCGCAUAUUCAAGACACUCAUCUUCUCAUAGUAAAAAGAAGAGAUCCGGGUCACGCAGUCGACAUUCCAGUAUCUCACCCGUCAGGCUUCCUUUGAACUCCAGCUUGGGAGCUGAACUCAGUAGGAAAAAGAAGGAAAGAGCAGCUGCUGCUGCUGCAGCAAAAAUGGAUGGAAAGGAAUCCAAGGGUUCACCUAUAUUUUUGCCUAAGAAAGAGAACAGUUCAUUAGAGGCUAAGGAUUCAGGUUUAGAGUCUAAAAAGUUACCCAGAGGUAUAAAAUUGGAAAAAUCUGCCCCAGAUACUGAACUGGUGAAUGUAACGCAUCUAAACACAGAGGCCAAAAAUUCUUUAGAUACAGGGAAAGUAAAGUUGGAUGAGAACUCUGAGAAGCAUCCUGUUCUUAAAGAUUUGAAAGCACAGGGAACAAGAGACUCUAAACCCAUAGCAUUGAAAGAGGAGAUUGUUACUCCCAAAGAGACAGAGACAUCAGAAAAGGAGAUCCCUCCACCUCUCCCCACAGUUACUUCUCCACCUCCUUUACCAACUACUACCCCUCCACCUCAGACACCUCCUUUGCCACCUUUGCCUCCACUACCAGCUGUUCCACAGCAACCACCUCUGCCUCCUCCCCAACCAGCAUUUAGUCAGGUUCCUGCUUCUAGUACUUCAGCUUUGCCCCCUUCUACUCAUCCAAGGACAUCUACUCUGUUCUCUCAGGCAAAUUCUCAGCCCUCUGUACAGGUUUCUGUGAAGACUCAAGUAUCUGUAACAGCUGCUAUUCCACACCUAAAAACAUCAACGUUGCCUCCUCUGCCCCUCCCACCCUUACUACUUGGAGACGAUGACAUGGAUAGUCCAAAAGAAACUCUACCUUCAAAACCUGUGAAGAAAGAGAAGGAACAAAGGACACGUCACUUGCUCACAGACCUCCCUCUUCCUCCAGAGCUCCCUGGUGGAGAUCCAUCUCCCCCAGACUCGCCAGAACCAAAGGCAAUCACACCACCUCAGCAACCAUAUAAAAAAAGACCAAAAAUUUGUUGUCCUCGUUAUGGAGAAAGAAGACAAACAGAAAGUGACUGGGGGAAACGCUGUGUGGACAAGUUUGACAUUAUUGGAAUUAUUGGAGAGGGAACCUAUGGCCAAGUAUAUAAAGCCAAGGACAAAGACACGGGAGAGCUAGUCGCCCUGAAGAAGGUGAGACUAGACAAUGAAAAAGAGGGCUUCCCAAUCACAGCCAUUCGUGAGAUCAAAAUCCUUCGUCAGCUAAUCCACCAAAGUGUUGUUAACAUGAAGGAAAUUGUCACAGAUAAACAAGAUGCACUGGAUUUCAAGAAGGACAAAGGUGCCUUUUACCUUGUAUUUGAGUAUAUGGACCACGACUUAAUGGGACUGCUAGAAUCUGGUUUGGUGCACUUCUCUGAAGACCAUAUCAAGUCAUUCAUGAAACAGCUAAUGGAAGGAUUGGAUUACUGUCACAAAAAGAAUUUCCUGCAUCGGGAUAUUAAGUGUUCUAACAUUUUGCUGAACAACAGUGGGCAAAUCAAACUAGCAGAUUUUGGACUUGCUCGACUCUAUAACUCUGAAGAGAGUCGCCCUUAUACAAACAAAGUCAUUACUCUGUGGUACCGACCUCCAGAACUUCUGCUAGGAGAAGAGCGUUACACACCAGCCAUAGAUGUUUGGAGCUGUGGAUGCAUCCUUGGGGAACUGUUCACAAAGAAGCCUAUUUUUCAAGCCAAUCUGGAACUGGCUCAGCUAGAACUGAUCAGUCGACUCUGUGGUAGCCCUUGUCCAGCUGUGUGGCCUGAUGUUAUCAAGCUGCCAUACUUCAAUACCAUGAAACCGAAGAAGCAAUAUAGAAGGCGUCUACGAGAAGAAUUCUCUUUCAUUCCUUCAGCAGCACUUGAUUUACUGGACCACAUGCUGACGCUAGAUCCUAGCAAACGCUGUACAGCUGAGCAGACCCUACAGAGUGACUUCCUUAAAGAUGUCGACCUCAGCAAAAUGGACCCUCCAGACCUCCCCCACUGGCAGGAUUGCCAUGAAUUAUGGAGUAAGAAACGGCGACGGCAACGACAAAGUGGUAUUGUGGUAGAAGAGCCACCUCCCCCCAAAGCCUCUCGAAAAGAAACUACCUCAGGGACAAGUGCUGAGCCUGUGAAGAACAGCAGCCCAGCACCACCUCCGCCUGCUCCUGGCAAAGUGGAGCCUGGGGCUGGGGAUGCAAUAGGCCUCGGUGACAUUACACAGCAAUUGAAUCAAAGUGAAUUGGCAGUGUUAUUAAACCUGCUGCAGAGCCAAACCGACCUGAGCAUCCCUCAAAUGGUACAGCUGCUUAAUAUCCACUCCAACCCUGAGAUACAGCAGCAGCUGGAGGCCCUGAACCAAUCCAUCAGUGCCCUAACGGAAGCCACUUCCCAACAGCAGGACUCAGAGCCCAUGGGCCCAGAGGAGUCUUUGAAGGAGGCACCCACUGCUUCAGUGGUCCAGCUUUCAGCAGAACAGACUACCCCUGAAGCUUCAAGCACACCAGCUGACAUGCAGAAUAUGUUGGCAGUUCUCUUGAGUCAGCUGAUGAAAACCCAGGAGCCAGCAGGCAGCCUGGAGGAAAACAACAGUGACAAGAACAGUGGGCCACAGGGGCCCCGAAGAACUCCCACAAUGCCACAGGAGGAGGCAGCAGCAUGUCCUCCUCACAUUCUUCCACCAGAGAAGAGGCCCCCUGAGCCCCCUGGACCUCCACCGCCGCCACCUCCACCCCCUCUGGUUGAAGGCGAUCUUUCCAGCGCCCCCCAGGAGUUGAACCCAGCCGUGACAGCCGCCUUGCUGCAACUUUUAUCCCAGCCUGAAGCAGAGCCUUCUGGCCACCUGCCACAUGAGCACCAGGCCUUGAGACCAGUGGAAUACUCCACCCGACCCCAUCCCAACAGGACUUACGGAAACACUGAUGGGCCUGAAACAGGGUUCAGUGCCACUGACACUGAUGAACGCAACUCUGGUCCUGCCUUGACAGAAUCCUUGGCCCAGACCCUGGUGAAGAACAGGACCUUCUCAGGCUCUGUGAGCCACCUUGGGGAGUCCAGCAGUUACCAGGGUACAGGUUCAGUGCAGUUUCCAGGGGACCAGGACCUCCGUUUUGCCAGGGUCCCUGUAGCAUUACACUCAGUGGUCGGGCAACCAUUCCUGAAGGCUGAGGGAAGCAGCAACUCUGUGGCACAUGCAGAGACCAAACUGCAAAACUAUGGGGAGCUGGGGCCAGGAACCAGUGGUGCCAGCAGCUCAGGAGCAGGCCUUAACUGGGGGGUCCCAGCUCAGUCUUCUGCUUAUGGAAAACUCUAUCGGGGGCCUACAAGAGUCCCGCCAAGAGGGGGAAGAGGGAGAGGAGUUCCUUACUAACCCAGAGACUUCAGUGUCCUGAAAGAUUCCUUCCCUAUCAUCUUCCAUCCAGUUCUCUCAACCUUUAAUGAAAUCAUUUGCCAGAGCGAGAUGGCAGCAGCAGAAGAAAGGAUGGCCCCUGAGGAAUUUGAUGAUGUCCAUCAGUCACCUGGUAUCUGGAGCCCUGAGAAAUUUCAGUGUCUUUCACAGACUCAAGCCAGGUUUGAUGAGCGAUCCACCUGUCCAAAUACUGUGUGAGGAGACACCAGAAGUAGAGGCCUACAGGGCUGCUGCUCUCCAUCCUCAAUGCCCAGACAAAGCAGGUCGCCAGCCUCCAGUGCCCACCCACCCUUCUUGCUACCAGAAGAGCAAGAAUAUGCCAAGGAUGGAGGCUCCAGACUCUUCUAACCCCUGAACAUCACACCCCACCACCAAAGGGCCCUGUACCAUUUAUACUUCUGCCUUUCACCCACCAAGUCCGGAAGGAGGACAGCACAGCUAGCUAUGCCCUUUGACUUCCGGCUGCCCCUUUAAGGGAAAUGGAGAUGUAGAAAUGGAGACCCAGAGAGGGGAAAUCGGUUGAAUCCUGUCCUGGUGUUGCUUGUGUUCCAGGAUUUGGAGAGUUCCUGGGAACGAACACAGAGAGAGGGAAGAACAAGACUGAAGUGGAUGGAGCCCACCAGCAACCUACCCAUAGACCUGGGACCUGGAAAAGGAGGAACCAGCCUUUGGUUGUCUUUCAGAGGAUGAGUGGGCAAGGUCCUCCUUGGAAACGUGAAAGUUGAAUGUAUCUCUGACAAGGUCUAAGGAAAUUGAGGCCCAUGACAACGAGUGAGCUCUCUAUUCUGGAUGGUCUCUCUAGGGAAAAACUUGGUAUCCGUGCCAACUUUUUCCCCCUCCCCUCCUCCCUCUCUCUCCUCCUUCCCCUCUCCCAACUGCUGCCAGCCGGCAUCAGCACCGAAUUGCCAUCUCCUUGAGCUCUCUGUGGAGCAAUCUCAGAGAGCAGUAAGGUGUGACGCGGGGCUCUGCCGGCUUCGCAGCACCGCCUGCGGAAAGAGCGCAGGAUGGUGGAGGAAGAUUAAGAGAAAUCGCGAGCAGGCCCCGGCUGCCAUUGGUGGGAAGCUCCACGAGGACAAUGACCAUGUCUGCCUGCUCACCAGCGUGCUCCAGGGCCCAGCACAGUGCCUAGCACAAAGCAGCUGUUGGUAAAUAUUUGUUGAAUGAAUGAAUAAAUGACAAAAUGACAUCUCUCUGGCCUAAACUC
This is a messenger RNA of Hipposideros armiger (great roundleaf bat), 6315 nucleotides long. It is a transcript of the gene CDK12, whose product is annotated as cyclin dependent kinase 12. Gene Ontology annotation, biological process: protein phosphorylation; positive regulation of transcription elongation by RNA polymerase II. Gene Ontology annotation, molecular function: ATP binding; RNA polymerase II CTD heptapeptide repeat kinase activity; cyclin binding. The transcript is spliced from 21 exons. The record is from RefSeq and is a predicted model, not a curated record. NCBI's taxonomy places the organism in Eukaryota, Metazoa, Chordata, Mammalia, Chiroptera, Hipposideridae. Gene Ontology annotation, cellular component: nucleus; cyclin/CDK positive transcription elongation factor complex. Bases 600 to 5072 code for a protein of 1490 amino acids.